GGCGCGCGCGGGCACGCUCACACAGUCAGAAGAUUGGUAAAAUGAUCCUGGCCACGAUGGCUGAAAUAAGAUGGUACAAUCAUGUGUCUCGCUUCGAGUGUUGAUGAAAAUGCUACUCGAACUCAAAUGGAAUUAAGGGACGGAGAAUCUUGUCUAGUUUUGUCCUAGAUCUGCCUACCUAAAAAAGAUAAAUGCUGGGCUGGGAUCACCGGAGCAAAGACGGGCAUCGAAAUCGUUUCUCGCUACAACUUGACCAACUUGGCUCGUGAUAAGGAGGGAAAGGCGAACAUGGAUUAUUAAAUGACACACCAGCGGCAUAAGAGCUACGUACUUUCUUAAUCGGCACUCCAAGAAAAAAAAAUCUGAUGUAAAACAGUAGCUCUGCCUGGUCUUGGUCUUCGUCGCUUGAAAAUUUCAAUGGUGCUGGAGCGCGGUGGUGAAGCACCAUAGCGCCAUAAGCAGAGCAGGACACUUUCCUCAACACCCUCCCACGACGUGCCCGGGUCCAGCGGUCCCGAACCUUACGCCGACCACAGCCUGGCUUGCAGAAUCGAGUGGAUGUAUUACUACAUGGAGAGAACAAUAAAAUCGUGUGUAAUAUAGGGGGCAGCGAGACCGGGCCACCCUAACCUUAUGCGCCGCAGGAACAUAUUCCAAUCUGGCGAGCCCAGGACUGAGAGACAGGUGCAGUAAAGACGCAUCCAUGAGCGUCUUCUCCCGGGACAGAGUGUUUUAACUUAAACGGAUCUGUUGAAAAGACUAUCCAGGGGAAAAGAAAACGGCGUUCGGAGGUUUUAAUGCAUAUGAUUACAACCACCAUGAUUUUUAUGAUCCUUGGUGCUUCUGUUGUAAUGGCGAUAGCGUGUUUAAUGGACAUGAACGCACUACUGGAUCGCUUUCACAACUACAUUCUACCGCAUUUACGAGGAGAGGACCGUGUCUGUCAUUGCAACUGUGGAAGGCACCAUGUCCAUUAUGUAAUCCCAUACGAUGGCGACCAUUCAUUGGUGGACUCUUCAGAGAACUACUUUGUGAGCGACAGUGUGACGAAGCAGGAGAUGGACCUCAUGCUGGGCCUUCUGCUGGGGUUCUGCAUUAGCUGGCUCUUGCUGUGGUUGGACGGGGCGUUACACUGUGCUGUGAGGGCUUGGAGGGCCAGCCGGUACUGUGACACGCCGUCAUGGUCCUGGCUUCCCCAGUUUUGUAACCUGCGAGAUCUCCGUCGACGUGCACACUUACGGCAGCUGGAGGACUCCAGUGGGAACAUGGUGCACAUUAAGCAGAAGCUCUAUCAUAACGGUCACCCCAGUCCCCGUCAUCUUUGACUCUCAAUAACAACCCCCCCCCCCCAACUGCCCCAUUACCAAAUGCUGCCUCAGAGACCCACUACAACACUCCCACUACUGUCAAAUGACCUUUUUGACUUUCUACAACCACUCAACACAAUUCAGUAUUUGCAGUAAAAACUAGAACUUGAGAGGAAAGAAACUGUAAGGGUUUUUUUCAGUGCACCAUGUUUGUGGGGAGAUGGGGUUGAAGGUGAGAUUUUUGGGAGUAUUUAUUUUUCUGUACAGGCAUUUUCAUUUUUUAUUGUUAAAUCUAAGCAUGCACUUUUAAAAUGGUGGAGGAGACAUGUACAAGAAUCAUUUAAACAGGGCAAUGGAUCCGGGGUGUCACUCCAUUUCUGCUUUUUGUUUUUUUUGUUGUUUUUUUUUUUGUUCUUUUAAAUUGGAACGGAUUUUCGGGACCAAUUUGGGUGGGGCCGAUGAGCAAAAGGGUGGUGGUAAUGUCAGGAUUUUGACAUCAUAGUUAAUUAUUCAUGUAAAUACUUAUACAUAUUGUUUUAUGGGACUUAGGUCCACACAGGGUUAGGGGGAUGUUAGAAAUGGGUUAUAAAUUUUGUGCCAGGAAUGUAGACUAAAGGAAAGUGAAGAAUACAAAGUCUGAGAGCUGAAAUGACACUGUAAUUGUUUGACAUGACAAAAAUAGAUCUCUGUAAAAUAAUGAUUGAUCAGCUUUGUUACCUAGUGAAAUAAAUGAAUGUAUGUAAUUUUAUCUGUAAAUAAGGGAGAGGGAGGGGAACAAGAUAAAUGGUAAGGGCUCUCCAUGCUCUACAGAGUGUUACCUGUUAAACCGAGAAAGAGUCUUAACUUCGUUUGUCUUCCCUCCACUGUCAGUAGCCCUUCUUCUUUUGAAUGACUCUUUAGUGAAACUAGAGCAGCCAGCUUGCCAGCAGAGAGAGCCCUGACCCACUUCCCCUUCCUCUCCAUGUCCAGACAUUGCUGUUGUGAAGAUGAAAUGUCUGUUUUAUUAAAAGUGCCACUGAAGCACAACAGUGA
Molecule: messenger RNA, 2339 nt
Organism: Electrophorus electricus (electric eel)
Lineage: Eukaryota; Metazoa; Chordata; Actinopteri; Gymnotiformes; Gymnotidae
Gene: tmem240a
Product: transmembrane protein 240a
Source: RefSeq, a predicted model, not a curated record